UCUCUCCUGCUCUGUUUCCCUGGUUUCGUGAGCCUUGGAGGUGCUCAGGCUCCCUUUGGCUCUACAUUCCUGGCUUUCACCAUCUAUCCAAAGCAUCUGAAGCUAUGGGUUGCCAGCUGAGGCAGGAUCCACCACGACCCGGGUGUCCCCAUCUCAGACUUGUUCAUCUCAUUGUGCUGCUGGUUGGUCUUUUUCGAAUAUCUUCAGGUGAUUUCCAAGUGUCCAAGUCAGUGAAAGAAAAAGUAUCACUACCCUGUGGUUACAACUUUUCCAUUGAGGAGCUGGAAAUACUCCGAAUCUACUGGCAAAAAGAUAACGAAAUGGUGCUGAGUUUCAUCUCUGGAGAGAGGGAAGUGUGGCCAAAGUAUAAGAACCGGACUUUGCUUGACAUCACUGACAACUUCCGUCUUAUGAUCCUGCCCCUAUUCCUGUCCGAUAGGGGCCUAUAUACCUGUGUGGUUCAGAAGAAAGAAAAAGGGUCUUAUGUGCUGAAGCACUUGACUUCCGUGGCGCUAUUUGUCAGAGCUGACUUCCUAGUUCCUAACAUAAUUCAGCUUGAAGAGCCAUCUGCAGACAUUAAAAGGAUAAUGUGCUUAACCUCCGGAGGUUUCCCAAAGCCUCGCCUCACCUGGUUGGAAGACGGAAAAGAAUUAAGUGGCAUCAAUACAACAAUUUCUCAGGAUCCUGAAACUGAACUGUACACUGUCAGUAGCAAACUGGAUUUCAAUAUGACACACAACCACAGCAUUGUGUGUCACAUUGCAUAUGGAGACUCUCAAGUGUCAAAGAACUUCACCUGGGAAAAACCCCCAGAAGCCCCUCCUGAUAGAAAUCACUUUGUCACUAUCAUCAUCAUAUCUACAUUAGUAGUUCUUUCUGCAAUCUUUAUUGCGCACAGAUGUUUCACAAGAAGGAAAAAGGCAAGCAGAAGAGGAAACAAUGGCAUUUACCUAGGGCCUGCAGAAGCAUCAACUGGACAGAAUGUCUGAAGGUCUCACCUACAUUUGCAACUGGCUUCUUCCAUAAACGUCUUCAGAAAUUUAAGACUGCCCAACUGUGCCUUGCAAACAUCUGUUCUCUAGGUGAAGAAGCCUCUGCAAUGUUUUGCAGAAGACCAGGGAAUUUAACUCAUACCACAGCAGCCCUGCUGAUCUUGAAAAAGUAGUUUAGAGACAGUCUUACUCUGUUGCUCAAGGUCACUAUGUGGCCCAGGCAGCUUUCAAACAUGUAGCAAUCCUCCUGCACUAGUGCCAGAAUUACAGGUGUGAGCUACCACACUUGGUAGAACACUAGUUGUAUUAAUGAAGACACUGAGGCUCCACGAGGAGACCUGAAUUUUGAAGUCAAGUCAGAAUCCAGAUUUCCUGGCUCUAUUGUUCUUUACCUACAUCAGUUAGACCCUAAGCUCCAACCUAAGCUCCAAGCUCUUAGACAGACUAAUUUAAAAUGCUGGUAAUAUUUGCUUAGUAUCUAUGGGCCCUGGGUGCUUUUUUGUUUGGGGGAUUUUUGUUUGUCUGUUUUUUGGAGGCAGGGUUUCUCUGUCCUGGAACUCACUUUGUGGACCAGGCUGGCCUUGUACUCAGAGAGAUCCACUUGUCUGCCUCCUAAGUGCUGGGAUUAAAGGCAUGUGACACCACUGCCCAGCUGUUUCUUUUUUAAGGCCUAUUGGGCCUAGUGUAAUUUGUAGGAAAUAUCUUGGUAAGUAUACCCAUACAAGGGUAAUAAAAAUACUAGAAUUUUCAGUCUGCAUUUUUUCAUGUAUUUUUCCUUUCAUUUUUCUCAAGUUCAAGAGAAAACAGAAUGAUCAAACAUGAAUUUUUCCAGACAUCUAAGAUGAAUAUAUGUCUUUCAUACCUCAAAGCAGAAGUCAGGUUGGAGGCAUAGUUCAUAGUCUACUAGUUCAUAUUGGACUGGCAAUCUCCUUAGGCUAGUUUUCCCUUUUAUAUAAUGCUUGAGAAAGUUCUCAUUUAAAAUGAGAUUAUUUACUAAGCAGCAAUUUGUCCUCACAUAAAUGAGGUGAUACUAGCUUUCCAUUGAAUUUCUUAGAUUCCUUGAAGAAGCUUUUGCCCCUUAGUAUUGAUAGAUCUGCUACCAAUGGAAAACUGAGAAGCAAUAAGUCAGUUAGGCACAGUGGCACACACCUGUAAUGCCAGCACUCAGGAGGCUGAGGCAGGAGGAUUGAAUUCCAGGCAGCAUGGGCUGCAUAGUAAGACCCUAAGACAACUCCCUCCCCGCCCACCAAAGGAAGGGGAGACAAGACGUGGCCAAGUGCUGCUUCCAUGUUGAAAGUUCCCCUUUCUCUGAAACUGUCAUCUACAGCUAACUAGGUCAGAAGUGAUCUAGGUCAAAGCAAUGAGAUAUUCUUGUCUAAAAAUCUGGACUCGGACAUCAAAAGACAGCCAAGUCUCUCAAUGUGGCGGGAUGUUUAAUUUUUAAGAGCUCUAAUGAGGCCAGGUUCUAUUGUACUGUCCAAGAAACGGGUCCAUUUUCAUAGGGCUGCUCUCAGAACAAGUCACCAAAGAAGAUAAAAGCAGUGGACUGGCAAGAAGCCGACAAAACUUUGAAAGCAACCAAACAAAAGCAGGGGGGAGCAGCUGCAUUUACUUAAGACAAAGAUCAUUAGGCUAAGCAAAUGAGACCUCAAAAGAGACUUAAGUGAUAAAAAAAGGAACAAUCUAUGGGACAACUUAAGAAGCAAAUUGGAUUAAAUUACUGACUACUACAUUUGAUAAACAUUAAGAGCUAUACUUUAAUUUUAUUACACAGGUAUUUUUAGGUUAAAAGUAAAAUGAUUUUUAAAAGCGA
Phodopus roborovskii (desert hamster) is the source of this 2805-nucleotide messenger RNA. RefSeq names its product CD80 molecule (gene Cd80). The record is from RefSeq and is a predicted model, not a curated record. The transcript has 6 exons. NCBI's taxonomy places the organism in Eukaryota, Metazoa, Chordata, Mammalia, Rodentia, Cricetidae. Gene Ontology annotation, cellular component: external side of plasma membrane. The coding region runs from base 105 to 989 and encodes 294 amino acids. Gene Ontology annotation, biological process: cell surface receptor signaling pathway; cellular response to lipopolysaccharide; immune response. Gene Ontology annotation, molecular function: coreceptor activity.